Pyricularia grisea is the source of this 1158-nucleotide messenger RNA. RefSeq lists its product as uncharacterized. Gene Ontology annotation, cellular component: nucleus; RNA N6-methyladenosine methyltransferase complex. Bases 1 to 1158 code for a protein of 385 amino acids. NCBI's taxonomy places the organism in Eukaryota, Fungi, Ascomycota, Sordariomycetes, Magnaporthales, Pyriculariaceae. Gene Ontology annotation, molecular function: methyltransferase activity; nucleic acid binding. The record is from RefSeq and is a predicted model, not a curated record. The transcript has a single exon.
AUGACAACAGCAACAUUGUUCGAAAGCACCGACGGGACGGUGGUUCUGUUGGACCUGCCAAGGUCUAUCGAGGAGGCUCAAUACCUCGCGGCCGCCACGUUGCCCCAAGGUCCGAGUCUGGCCACAAAAUCUUGUCCUGAUGGAACUUCACGGACGAGACGGCUUAUCUCCAGCCCACCCCCGGAGACUCCCUUUGUAAAUCCGGAACCUAAGAACGACCCCUCGCCACUCCCAGCUGCCGCCCAGGUAGCUCAGCUGAUGAUUCAGGCUUCUGUGACUCGAGCAUUGGAGGAGCUCACGACGAACUAUUCAGGACCAUACUUGUUGCCGCGGCAGUUGUCGCGCCAAUGCAUGAUCGCAAAUGGUGGCAAAACUCUGGAUGAUUUUAAAUCACCUCAUAGUUGUGACCUUGAGAGCUGCUCAACCACUACAGAAGCAUGCUCUUCCAUUCAGGACGAUGACCCCGAAGGGAGAUACUACUUCCCUCCCGAGUCCCGUCAUGUCCUCGGUACGAUUCAGGAAACCAAAGCGCUGCUCUUACGGGACGCUCCAAAUUUUGACGUGAUAGUCUUGGAUCCUCCAUGGCCAAACCGGUCUGCCAAACGCAAGAAGGAUGGCUACAAGGUGGCUGCCACAACCGAUGAGAUCCGCGACCUUUUGUCUGACGUGCCGAUCCCAUCUUUGCUCGCUCGAGAUGGGCUGGUCGCCAUCUGGGUGACUAACAAGCCGGCGUUUUUAGAAAUGCUGACCUCGUCCAGGGACGGCAUACUGAGCGAGUGGGGAUUAGAGUUGGUAGGGGAGUGGUCGUGGCUUAAAAUCACCACCUCGGCACAACCGAUACUGCCCAUUGAUUCUGCUUAUCGUAAGCCGUGGGAGCCAUUGCUGAUUGCGCAGCGGAAGGGUUCUAAGAGGGUGUUCCCGUCAUGCUGGCGCAGGCGCGUGAUACUAUCUGUGCCGGAUACACACUCUCGCAAGCCUAACAUUCGCAACUUGAUGAGCACUAUGUUGCCGCCGCGGCCUCGUGGGCUUGAGGUCUUUGCAAGAAAUCUCACGGCCGGUUGGUGGGCUUGGGGAGACGAUGUACUGCAUUUCCAAGAGCGUAGCAAUUGGGUCACGGCAGAGAGUGAACGUCCCCUUACAGGUUCCCAAAGCGAGUAA